This is a messenger RNA of Daphnia pulicaria, 5148 nucleotides long. It is a transcript of the gene fwd, whose product is annotated as phosphatidylinositol 4-kinase beta-like. Gene Ontology annotation, biological process: phosphatidylinositol phosphate biosynthetic process; phosphatidylinositol-mediated signaling. Gene Ontology annotation, molecular function: 1-phosphatidylinositol 4-kinase activity. The transcript has 12 exons. Bases 701 to 3907 code for a protein of 1068 amino acids. The record is from RefSeq and is a predicted model, not a curated record. Lineage: Eukaryota; Metazoa; Arthropoda; Branchiopoda; Diplostraca; Daphniidae. Gene Ontology annotation, cellular component: membrane; cytoplasm.
CGUUCUGCUUUCCACCGUCAGUCUCUGGCCGCACCGUCAACUCUACGCUAGUUGUUGGUUGUUGGCUGUCAUUUCGUGUUGUAUUUCCUUUUCUCGUGUGUGUGUGUGUGUGUGUGUAAAGAUUUUUUGUGUGUUUCGGCGUGGCUUGGGCAUUGGAAUUCCAAUCAACUUUCGACACAUUUCCCUGUGUGAUUUCCAAAACGUUUUUCCUGCUCGUUGUCUGUGUGUUUUUAUGUUUUUGAUUGGACCAAGUGACGGCUUUCCCUCCUUCGAGCUAGCAACAAGAGUUUUGUUUCUUUAACUCGAGUGUGGUGGCUAGGCGUUUUCUAUUUCUUCCUCAGUGUGUGUGUCGCUUUUAUUAUUAACAAAAAAAGAGAUAUUAUAUUCUGCCAUUUUCUGGCCAUUUUGGGAAAACUCUGAUCUAGCACUUUGAGCUCACCAAAGUUUAUUUUUUCUCGUCAGCCGAGUAUCGAUCUGUUCUUCCAAGGGUGGGGUUUGAGCUUCAAGCCGGUGGGGGUUGGCAGCUACUACGCCCAGCGACUCUUUUAAACCCUCUGCUCAUCACCUUGCGAAAAAAGAAAAACGAAGCCAAAAUGACAGAUGUCAAACAACAUGUCGACUGCUAAAUAAGUAAUGAGCGACUCACGGAGUAAUAAUACAACGACGGCUGUGAUAUCAACAAAGUAAGUCCACUGCUGCCAUGGAGACGAUUGGCGUGAUUGAAGCAGUCCGCCCCCGAUUGGAACCCACAUCACGACCGCUGGCUGCACCUUUACCUGCUGUCCACCUCCACACACCUUCUCAGAGUCCCAUUUCCACUCCAAAGUUUGGCCACCAACGGAAUUUGAGUUUGGAUUUCCGCUCAAUGGGCAUCAUUCUUCCGCCGCUAUCUGCCACCAUUCAGCCCCACAACGGAUCGAGACAUCAGAGAAAUCGGAGUUUAGACUCUGUGCUACAAAAGAUUCCCGAAUCAGAGCCUGACGGACCUGUUUCGGUGGCUGCUGGAGACGGGCUUCACCAUCACCCGCACCACGGGUCGGUCGACCAGGCCAGUCUUCCUCAUCACGGCCAUCCGCCGCUGAAACCCUCGUUAUCCCUCUCGCUCGAUCCGUGCAGCAAUUUAUUUCGAUUCAAAGAAACCCGCAGAGAAAGGUUCGGCAACAUCUGUGGCAAAGCCGAGCCGGUUAUUCAAUCGACCGGUCGACUGCUGCUGGAUUCGGCUUCCUCCAGCCCUGUGCUGACUGCCCGCAAUCCCGAAUCACGAACUGGAGGAGGAGUGCUGGUGGCCGCCGAAGUGCCCAUCACGACCGCUAGUUCAUCGCCCAACUUUGAUCAAUCAAGUCUGGGCUCUGAUGAUUCCGGCAUUUGCUGCUCGGCCAGCGGAAGAGGAGACAAAUUGCGUCUGACGCGCAGCAGCGCCGAGUACCUGGAGGACGAUGACGCCAUGAUGCAAUUCGACGAAUCGAAAAGUCUCGAGUCGGACGAAAUGGAAUUCACGGCCGAAACUUCAGCCUCGUCGUCUCAUCCGGAGCCCGCCUUAGCGGAAGAAGAAGAAGCAACCACCAACGAUCAUUCAAAGAUCUCUACCACCACCGCCGUGCCAGGAGCCAGCGAAGAUGGCGCCGGAGGGAAGCAAUCUUUGCUGUUGCGUUGGUUCGAGUCGAAAUUGUUCGACAUGUCGUACGCCGUCAUGUACCUGUUCAACUCGAAAGAGUCUGGAGUCCAGACGUACAUUGGCAAUCGCGUGUUCAGCUACCCCAUACGCGACGUUGACUUUUAUCUACAGCAGCUCGUCAACAUGUACAUCCACAUGCACGACGUGGCCGAAGUCAUCCAUCCCUACCUGGUUCAUCGCUGUCGCGAAUCGGUGGAUUUCUCGCUCCAGUGCUCCUGGCUCCUGGAUGCCUAUUCCUCGGAUGCCUCGCUGCCCACUCAGAAGAAAUCGCACGGAACCAAGCUCAAAAACUUGAUUUUGUCGGAAGAACUGCGUCCGGUCGCCGUGGCGACCACCACCAAGCUGGCCAGCCGGACCAGCAAAUCGUCUCACUUGACAGUCAAAGUUGCCCCGCUGUCGACCAAGGCGAUUCAUCAGCACUCGCUGGAGAAGGAGAACGUGACCAACUUACCGCUUCAACUGGCCAAGAAAACGCAUCAGCGUUCGCGCAGCGACGCGACCGUCAUGAUGAAACUGGGCCAUCGGCGAACACCCUCGAGCGGCAGCACCAAGAACUGUAUCGGCGAUUUGCAAUCGGGCCGCGCCUUUGACAAUGGAUGCACUUGCUUCGAUAACGAAAGCGCCGAAUUCGCUCGCAAAACGGCCUGCAAUUGCUUGGCUCCCCGCCUCCUUCCACAGCUGGAAUUCAUCAAAGCGCUGAUCAAUAUUGGCAAGCGACUGGGCAAAGCGCAGCAAAGCAAAGAAGAGAAAACUAGUCGAUUGGUGGCUGAGUUACGGACGCUGAAUCUCAACCUGCCGGCCCGCGUCUGGCUGCCCAUUCAUGCCACCGAUGCUCCGCAUUUGGUGGUGCGCAUCCCACCCGAAUCGGCCGUCGUCCUCAAUUCCAAAGACAAAGCCCCUUAUCUGCUCUACGUUGAGGUUUUGUUGGUCGAGCAGACGCAAACUUGCUCCAUUCCGGCCAAAAUCAGUGCCACGGCAGCUGCUUCCUUGAGACACACGCGCUCCGAGGAGAACCUCCUCGAUCAUCAUCCCCUUCACCACCACUUGGCCGACUCUAGCGCCCUCAGCAGUCUCGCCCCUUCCAUGAAAGAGUCCAUGUCGGGCAUUCCGGUUACGGCCUUUCAGAUCUACGAUGAUCUGAGCGAUGCUUGGUCUCAAGAAGAUGACGAAAUCUCUGAUCAAUAUCUCCAUCUGAGAUUAUCUCACAAGGAUCGAGGUGAUACGCUCUCUCAAAUGAGCCAGGAUUCCAGUGAUUCUCGUGAACGGGAACCCAUUUUCAUUCAAGCAUCCGACAUUCGACGCCGAUUGACGGAUAGUCUCAACGCCCCCACUAAAUCCUUCCAGCGUGAUCCGGAAGAUCCGUCGGCCGCCGCCCUCAAAGAACCGUGGGAGGAGAAAGUGGCACGAAUUCGAGAAUCGUCGCCUUACGGCCAUCACAGCAAUUGGAAACUUUUGCCGGCCAUCGUCAAGUGUGGCGAUGAUUUACGCCAGGAGCUGUUGGCCUACCAGAUUCUACUUCAAUUGCAUCGAACCUGGGAAACGGAGCGUGUCCCUCUUUGGCUCAGACCUUAUCGGAUAUUGGUCUUGUCUAACGAUUCCGGAAUGAUUGAACCCAUCAUCAACACGGUUUCUCUGCACCAGAUCAAGAAACACAGUCGCAUGUCGUUGCUGGAAUACUUGCUCCGGGAGCACGGACCGACCAAUUCGGAGGCUUUCCUGACGGCCCAGCGACACUUUGUCGAGAGUUUGGCCGCCUACAGUUUAGUCUGCUACCUCGUCCAGGUCAAAGACAGACACAACGGCAACAUCCUCUUGGACACGGAGGGUCACGUCAUCCACAUCGACUUUGGUUUCAUGCUGUCGACGUCGCCCAAGAACCUGGGCUUCGAGAAUUCGCCGUUCAAGUUGACGCAGGAAUUUGUCGACGUCAUGGGCGGCCAGGGCUCUGACAUGUUUGAAUAUUUCAAGAUUUUGAUGCUGCAGGGUUUGGUGGCGGCGCGCAAGCACUCUGACAAGAUCGUCUCGUUGGUGGAGAUAAUGCGUUCGGGAUCGCAGUUACCUUGCUUCAAAGCUGGAGCGGCCACCGUGUCGGCCCUCAAGAGCCGAUUCCAUUUGGGAUUGACGGAGGAAGAGCUCCAGCUCAAGGUCGACCAUAUGGUCGAGACUUCCAUGCACUCGCUCACCACCCGGCUCUACGACGGCUUUCAAUAUUUCACCAAUGGAAUUCUCUAAUUCAUUCAAAAAAGGGCCCCGUAAUUUUCCCAAAUGUGGAACUCGCCUACGAAAAAAACAAAAAAAUGUUGCAACGCUGGGGACCAUCUUCAUGUUGUCUCUAAAUCGAUAAAAAGAAAAAAAGUUUAAAACGGCUACCAGGGGAGGAUAUUAGUUGUUAGUUCUAUCGCUGGCGUUUCUUCAAAACGAUUGAUUUCACGAUUAAUGAACCAUUUCCUUUUUUUUUAUUGCUUGGUUUUCUCUUCCUCCCCGAUUUUCUUGCACGUCUCAUUUGUGUCGUCGUCCUCGCGGUCACGUUGUGCUCAAUUUUUUUGGAAGGGGAGUGGUUAAUUCUAACCCAAACUGCGAGAUUCAGUCAAAUGAAGAAACAACUAAAAAAAAAAAAAAAAGAAACGUGAAUUCCACGUCACAUGAAAUGCGGAUCAAAUCACUCUUGGCGGCGGCGUUGGCAAAAGUUCCCAAUUUCAUUCGUCCUUUCAACAUUAACCAACGAUUUGGCUUGUUGUGUGUGCGUGUGUCUGUAGAUAAGGUUUUUUUUUCGUGCCGAGGUUUAUCGGCCCCGUGUUCCUCUUCCGUUAUGAUCCUAUGCUGCCUUCUCUUUCAAUUUCUUUCGCUUGCUCUCCCAACUGUCAUUUUUUUUUUAACUUAAUAUCAUUAUUAUUAUUAAUUUUUUUUUUCUGGGGUGGGUUGUUUUUCAAAAUGGGGGAAAUGGGCCACCGUCGUUUGAAACGUUUGCAACACCUUGUUGGCCUGUGAUGAUUACAAUUUCAGACAAACAAUGCAAUUAGAAAUAUUCUGUAAUUUUUUUUGUUCCCCCCAUUUAAAUAACCCAACCGGCUGCUUGCCCGGCAUUAUAUAAUGAAGCAGGAAUUUGUAAUAAAACGUCGAUUCGGAUCUAGCACGUCCGAUCGUGGUCAACAUCCGAGAUGGAAUAUCAACGGCGCUUAAUUAGCGCAUAAUUAUCAUAACGGCCAAUUUGUACCGUUGUUGCACUUAUUCUGAUAUGAGUAUUUUUUAUUCAAACAUGCGUUUGGCUAUUUUUUCCCAUUUUGUGUUGAUUCUUCUUUUCUUGAGAGUGGUUUUUUUUCUCGUACGUUAUUUCAAUUCCCUUUUUCGUCCGAUCGCUUGCCCUUCGUUUCCCGUCAUUGUCGCUACCUCUUUUUCGACUGUAUAUUUUCAUUCGCAUGGAUCGAAGUUGAGCUGGGAAAUGGUUGAAAUACAAGUGCCAAUAUUUCAAUGAA